UUCCUGGUGGAACUGUCCCGAGUGCUGGCAAACCCAGGCAACAGCCAGGUUGCCCGCGUAGCGGCUGGCUUGCAGAUCAAGAACUCCCUGACGUCCAAGGACCCCGACAUCAAGGCCCAGUACCAGCAGAGAUGGCUCGCCAUCGACGCCAACGCCCGCCGGGAGGUCAAGAACUACGUGCUGCAGACAUUGGGCACAGAAACGUACCGGCCCAGCUCAGCCUCCCAGUGCGUGGCCGGCAUCGCCUGCGCCGAGAUCCCCAUGAACCAGUGGCCCGAGCUCAUUCCCCAGUUGGUAGCCAACGUUACGAAUCAGCACAGCACGGAGCACAUGAAAGAGUCGACGUUGGAGGCCAUCGGAUACAUCUGUCAGGACAUCGAUCCAGAGCAGCUUCAGGACAAAUCCAAUGAAAUCCUGACAGCCAUCAUCCAGGGAAUGAGAAAGGAAGAGCCCAGCAACAAUGUGAAGCUAGCAGCUACUAAUGCACUCCUGAACUCUUUGGAAUUCACCAAAGCAAACUUUGACAAAGAGUCUGAAAGGCACUUUAUUAUGCAAGUAGUCUGUGAAGCAACACAGUGUCCAGAUACAAGGGUACGAGUGGCUGCCUUACAGAAUCUGGUGAAGAUAAUGUCCCUUUAUUACCAGUAUAUGGAGACGUACAUGGGUCCCGCGCUUUUUGCUAUAACUAUUGAAGCAAUGAAAAGUGACAUAGAUGAGGUGGCUCUACAGGGGAUAGAGUUCUGGUCAAACGUCUGCGACGAGGAGAUGGACCUGGCUAUAGAGGCAUCUGAGGCAGCAGAGCAAGGAAGGCCUCCGGAGCACACUAGCAAAUUUUACGCGAAGGGAGCACUACAGUAUUUGGUCCCAAUUCUAACACAGACGUUAACAAAACAGGAUGAAAACGAUGACGACGACGACUGGAACCCCUGCAAAGCAGCAGGAGUGUGCCUCAUGCUCCUGGCGACCUGCUGUGAAGAUGACAUUGUUCCUCACGUGCUGCCCUUUAUUAAAGAACACAUUAAAAAUCCGGACUGGCGAUACAGAGAUGCAGCUGUGAUGGCUUUCGGGUGCAUUUUGGAAGGACCAGAGCCUAACCAGCUCAAACCACUAGUCAUACAGGCAAUGCCAACUCUAAUAGAGCUAAUGAAGGACCCCAGCGUUGUGGUUCGAGACACAACUGCCUGGACCGUGGGCAGGAUCUGUGAGAUGCUUCCUGAAGCUGCCAUCAAUGACAUUUACCUCGCUCCACUGCUGCAGUGUCUGAUGGAGGGCCUGAGCGCUGAGCCCAGAGUGGCCUCCAACGUGUGCUGGGCCUUCUCUAGUCUUGCUGAAGCUGCCUAUGAAGCUGCAGAUGUAGCUGAUGAUCAGGAAGAACCAGCAACCUACUGCUUAUCCUCUUCGUUUGAGCUAAUAGUUCAGAAACUUCUGGAAACUGCAGAUAGGCCUGAUGGACACCAGAAUAACUUGAGGAGCUCUGCAUAUGAAUCUCUGAUGGAAAUAGUGAAAAACAGUGCCAAGGACUGUUACCCUGCUGUCCAGAAGACAACUCUGGUCAUUAUGGAGCGACUUCAGCAAGUGCUGCAGAUGGAGUCUCACAUCCAGAGCACUUCUGACAGAAUCCAGUUCAAUGAUCUUCAGUCCCUUCUUUGUGCUACUCUACAGAACGUCCUCCGGAAGGUCCAGCACCAGGAUGCUUUGCAGAUCUCCGACGUGGUGAUGGCAUCUCUGCUGAGAAUGUUCCAGAGCACGGCGGGCUCGGGGGGCGUGCAGGAGGAUGCCUUGAUGGCCGUCAGCACCCUGGUAGAAGUCUUAGGUGGAGAGUUUCUGAAGUACAUGGAUGCCUUCAAACCGUUCCUUGGCAUUGGACUGAAGAACUAUGCUGAGUACCAG
Messenger RNA from Tauraco erythrolophus (red-crested turaco), 1890 nucleotides. The record is from RefSeq and is a predicted model, not a curated record. Lineage: Eukaryota; Metazoa; Chordata; Aves; Musophagiformes; Musophagidae.